AGCCGAGCGUGCACCAUGCUGACGGUCGCCUUUCCCCGAGCCCAGGUGUGCGAGAUCAUCGAGAGCCCCCUCUUCCUGAAGCUGAACCCCAUGACCAAGCACACGGACCUGCCCGUCAGUGUCUUUGAGUCAGUGAUUGACAUCAUCAAUGGAGAGGCCACCAUGCUGUUCGCGGAGCUGACCUACACGCUGGCCACGGAGGAGGCGGAGCGCAUCGGGGUCGACCACGUGGCCCGAAUGACGGCGACCGGCAGUGGGGAGAACUCCACAGGUGAGACCCCAGGGGUGCCUGUGUGGGGAAUGCUGGGGGAGGCGGACCCCCCAGGGGUGCAGGUGUGGGGAAUGCUGGGGACGGGGGGCUCCUGGGCCCGGAUCAGCCCCCGAGACACGUCUUUGUCACCUUUCCUCCUACGGCAGCUUUUCUAA
Messenger RNA from Chelonoidis abingdonii (Abingdon island giant tortoise), 426 nucleotides. NCBI's taxonomy places the organism in Eukaryota, Metazoa, Chordata, Testudines, Testudinidae. The record is from RefSeq and is a predicted model, not a curated record.